UUGUCGUCAUUGUGUUGCUCUGUUGUUGUUAUUAUUGUUAUUGUUUGAUAGAAUCUACCAUUCCAAAAGUGAAGUUAAUUAAUGAUCAAAUGAAGUAAGUGAAAAUUUCAAUUAUGUGACUAGCAUGUUUGGGCUAAGCUUAGAACUUACUUUUAAGUAAAUUUUAUAACCAAUUAACUUUUGGAAAAGUACGCCUAUUCUUACUUAACGAAAAACCGUUUUUAGCGCUUAGCCAAACAUGCUGCCAUCCGAAAAAAUUUAAGUAUUUUUUAUGGCUUACAUAUUUGGCACUAAUUAACUGUUUUUCAACCAUAAAAUCUUGAAAUGCACAUCUGAUUUGUGACAGUAUCCAUGGAUAUAUCAUGAAUCAUGGUUCCAAGAACUGAUGGAGGACAAGCAACUGAAUUUCAACCAACCGCUUCUAUCUGUGAGAAGAUUUUCACCAACAGUUGCCUCCGAAAAAGAAGAGAAACAUAAAACCGAAAAUACCCUUCACAGGAUACCGCGACUUCCACAUUACAGAUCAGAACUGAAAUCUGGCCCUGUGAGUAAUCCAGUAGCUGUGCCUUUUGUCUGGGAACAAAAACCCGGAAGACCAAAGGAAGAUAUCAAACCACAAACUCAGUACUCCGAUAGGCCUCCAGUUGCCCCAAAGCUUCCUCCUGGGAGAUCUCCAAAGGCUAACCAGCAAAAUUCUGAUAAAGAUUCUGCAACUGCUAGUGUAACUAAAAGCCAAUUGCAAAAUGUCACUCACGACGUACAGAGUGUUCCAUCUGUGCUUGAUAAAAACAAGAACAUUGAUAUCCUCCAAGAGACAAAAGAGGAUGAAGAGAGUUCUGAUUCAAGUGUUGGUGAAGAACCAUAUGUAGAUGCACUUGAUACACUUUCAAGAACUGAAUCGUUUUUCUUGAAUUGUAGUUUGAGUGGUUUAAGUGGAUUUGAUGAUCUUGAAAUGAAACCUUCUGGAAGGUUUUCCACUGAUCCACAAAUGCAGGAGUUCAUGAUGGGUCGGUUUCUCCCUGCAGCUAAGGCAAUGGCUUCAGAAAUGCCUGAAUAUGUUCCCAAAAAGAAACCUGUAGUUCGAGAAAAACCAAGGCAGAUAAAGAAAAAAGCAAUAGGAGAUAAGCCUCUGUUGCGAUAUGGUCCUAGUUUUGCAAAUCAAUAUUCCCACAAAUAUCACAAUAAUGAUGGUGAUGAUAAUGAAGAAAGUGAUGAUGAUUAUCAUCAAGGUGAUAAUUUGCCAGCAGUUUGUGGGUUGCUACCUCGGUUUUGCUAUAAGAGUUCACUCUGCCUUUUAAAUCCUGUACCCGCAAUGAGUGUGAGGACCCGAGUACCAAGGUCUCCUGCUAGUAGAAUGCAAGCGAGAUCUUCAUCAGCUUGUUCUUUCAGUCGAACAGAGAAUGAGCAGUCCAAUUCUCUCACUUCUGAGAGAAAAUCUGCUGAUGAAGUCCAAACAGAUGCCAUCGAGGAUAAAACAAGUUUGAGAAAUCAGCUUAAUUCAAAUCAUCGGCAGAGACUGAAUCUAAAAGGAUCAUCUCUACGUGGGCCACUAGAUGGACAUAAUACGUCUAUCUAUUUUGUUGAAUCACCUCAAUCCAUUCGUGAUGAGAAAGGUUUCUUUGCCAUUCCUGAAGAAACAAAGGGCUGCAAAACAUUUCAAGAAGUAUCGUCUGAUCAGGGCAGUUCAAAGGAAUUAGAUUCAGGAAAUCCGGUCGAGAAAACUUUGUAUGUAGAUACUAUACAGCAGGUGGAAUCUCCAAGAACUAGAUUUUGUUUGUCACAUAAGCAAGGAAUGGAGCGAAUGCCUGGUUCAGGAGACAAAGAUUACGACAUUGCUAAGUCCAAAGAUCAACAUAAAUUGGAUAAUGCAGACAAAGGAGCAAAAUUACUGCCUGAGGCUCAGAAAUCUAAUGACUUUAUUGUAGUAUCUUCAGUCAAUAAAUCAAAUCAAAAAGAGGGAAUGGAGGCAAUAAAUGCUUUUGGACAUGAUCAAGAAGUUUACCGGAAUUCAAAUACUGCCAAAAAUUUAAAUGUAAAUGAAAAGGAAGCUACUGAGAGCUUACAAAAGCGUUCAGCAGAAGCAGAAAAUUUAGAGAAUUCUCAUCAAAGCCACUUGCAGUUUCCUGUUCCUCCACCUUUACCGAAAUCUCCAUCAGAUUCUUGGCUUUUCCGUACUUUGCCUUCCAUUUGCACAAAGAAUUCAUUUCAACGUUCAUACAUUGGCACAAUAACAAAUUCUCAAAACUGGGGACUUAAGGCACAAUCCGGAGAUCCCAAAUCGGAACAAUGGUUAAAACUAAAAAGUUGACUCCUAUUCCUGAAACAUUGAAGAACCAUUCCUGAGGCUCUUCGGUUCAUAUUCAGCUUUAUAUUUGGAAAUCCAUUAGCUUAAUGGACUUGUAAGAUGACAAAAAGCUGCAACUUUUUCUUGUUUUCUACAGUUUUCUGGAGUUGCUUUGUUAUCCUAGAGGGCAAUGAGUUUCUGUAUAGAUUCAUUGUUAGGCUUUGGGUUAUUUUCUUCUGUACAGUUGUACAUCUCUAUAGAGAAACACGAGACUAAACUUAAUAUACAGAUGAUGAAAGAAAGGCACGUUAGUAAUUUGGACUGGAUAUGAUUAAGGAUGAUGACAUGCACGUGAGAUUUUUUU
Messenger RNA from Olea europaea var. sylvestris, 2648 nucleotides. RefSeq lists its product as uncharacterized. The transcript is spliced from 3 exons. Bases 386 to 2308 code for a protein of 640 amino acids. NCBI's taxonomy places the organism in Eukaryota, Viridiplantae, Streptophyta, Magnoliopsida, Lamiales, Oleaceae. The record is from RefSeq and is a predicted model, not a curated record.